AUGUCGGUAUACUACGACGCAGCUACAAUUCUGGGCUCUGAGUCGCGGGCCGGGUCUCUAAAGUCAAGGAUAUACGACAACAAACUUGGCCUAGGAUCAAAACCAACCCACCUGUACGCCCUGAUCUCCGAAGCUGCGAAAUACGACAAUUUCCUCAAACAAGUCAUCGACGCUGCCAAUUUCUUAGCGCAGGAACCAAAGUUGACCCCAGUCCUCGCUCUUCUUCUCGUCCAUGACUACUUCUUCGCUAAAGGUGGGAUCGCAGCCUCUGCGAACCACCAUCUUCGACAUGCAAUCGAGAGACACAAGGCAAGGUUGCAAGCAGAAUUUACCAGGGCCAGGCUGAAGAAAAAAUGUGCCACCGUCGAACAACUGAAAGUGCUUCUUCUGAGUGAGAAGUCGCCUUCGCACCGCUCGGCACCGCGAUGGAUACGCAUCAACACCCUCAGGUCAACUUUGGAACAGGAGCUCGCCACAACAUUCAAAGACUACAAAUUGGGCGCACCAGUUCUCGAAAUUGCUUGUGCGCCAGCUGGCGCGAAGAUCUUAGCCAUCGACGAACACGUGCCUGAUCUCCUGGCCCUGCCACCAGACGCAAACUUCACAAAGACACAAGCAUAUACAGAUGGCGCAAUCAUCCUGCAAGACAAGGCUUCCUGCUUUCCCGCAUAUCUGCUUAAUGGGGAUCCAGCUGAAGCUGAAAUGAUAGAAGAUUGUAUGGAUGGAUGCGCAGCUCCUGGCAACAAAACCACACAUCUUGCGGCUCUUGUCCAUUUAACGACUCGGCGGAAUAUAAACAUCUUUGCUUGUGAGAAAGAUGACCGAAGGUCCAAAAUUCUGAUGACCAUGACGAAUAAAGCGGGCGCCGGAAAUGUUAGUGUGUUGGAGAGACAGGACUUCCUGGCACUAAACCCUCAAGAUCCGCGUUUCGUAAAUGUGACGCAUCUUCUACUGGACCCAAGUUGUUCCGGAAGCGGCAUUCUGGGCCGAGAAGACAUUCCUGCUUUAGCCCUACCUAUCGACCCGAAGUCUCAGCAAUCAAAAGGAAGUACACCAUCUAAAGGCUCCAAGAAGCGAAAGCGAGGCCUAGAAGCACUUGUACAGAGCGCGGUCGAUGCUGUGGAGACUACCGCAGAUAGUUUUGCAGAAGAAACCAAGGAGACUACAUACGAUCUUGCCAGACUCCAAAAACUGUCAAUCUUGCAGGCCAAAAUCGUACAACAUGCAUUCGCAUUUCCUGCGGCCACCAAGGUCACGUAUUCGACAUGUUCAGUCCACGUGGAAGAGAACGAAGCUGUGGUAGCCAAGGUAUUGGGUUCAACAAUAGCCAAAUCGCGAGGUUGGAGUGUUCUGAAGCGGCAAGAUCAAAUUUCCGGCUUGCAGAAAUGGGUACAUCGCGGUGCUGAAAAGGGUAUGAAUACUGGAACCUUGGAAUUGGAUGAUGAAGCCCGAGAGGCAUGCAUUCGUUGUCAUCCAGGCGAUGAGCACGGGACGAUGGGGUUCUUCUUGUGCGGCUUCGUCCGCAAUAAAUCUGACCCAUUGCAUGUGGUAACGUCACAGGCUGAGUCGGGCCAAGAUGAGGAAGGCUGGGAAGGGUUUGAUGACUGA
Messenger RNA from Exophiala bonariae, 1608 nucleotides. RefSeq lists its product as uncharacterized. The coding region runs from base 1 to 1608 and encodes 535 amino acids. Gene Ontology annotation, cellular component: nucleolus. Gene Ontology annotation, biological process: rRNA base methylation. Gene Ontology annotation, molecular function: RNA methyltransferase activity. The record is from RefSeq and is a predicted model, not a curated record. The transcript is spliced from 2 exons. NCBI's taxonomy places the organism in Eukaryota, Fungi, Ascomycota, Eurotiomycetes, Chaetothyriales, Herpotrichiellaceae.